AUGCGAAGAAGACUUCAAUCGAAGUUAAAAACAGUGAAAUGGACACAGCCCAUUAACAGCGAUAAGACAAAUGAUGAAUCUAGUAGCGAUGAAUCUCCAAUGGAUCGCGUACAAGGUGGUCAACCAUUUCAAGAAUUUUGGAGUUCAUAUGAAAUGAAACGUCCACGAUUGGCUGCUCUUGUUAGAGCAUAUAAUAUUCGAUCGGUAUCGUCAGUUGCUAGCGAAUCAUUGUUUAGUAUUGCUGGAUACGUUCAACGGAAACGGAGAUCAUCUCUUGCUUCAAAUACACUGUAUUAUUCGAUGGUCCUUCGUGAUCAAGAUAUUCUUCCUACACUUAUUUUAUAA
Molecule: messenger RNA, 345 nt
Organism: Rotaria socialis
Lineage: Eukaryota; Metazoa; Rotifera; Eurotatoria; Philodinida; Philodinidae
Source: the annotation of a GenBank genome assembly